UCUUUCAGUCUCUCUUUGCAGCUUGAUCUUUUGCACGAGCAGGCACAACGAGCUCGCGCCGCGCGGCCACCCGACCAAUUGACUGUCGAAAUCUACCAACCUGGAAGUUGCCUCGUUCUCUCCUAUUGGCACGGGCUUGCGCGCUCCGACUUCCAAGCUACUCUGCUCGCCACGGGAAAACUGCAGCGUUGCUGUAAUGUCACUUAUUGUUGA
This is a messenger RNA of Protopolystoma xenopodis, 213 nucleotides long. NCBI's taxonomy places the organism in Eukaryota, Metazoa, Platyhelminthes, Monogenea, Polystomatidea, Polystomatidae. The record is from the annotation of a GenBank genome assembly.